AUGGCUAUAGAGCACGAACUCACCGAUUAUCAACCUGCGGACACUUCUGGGGAGCAGGAGAAUGAUGACACUAAUGACGACUUGGUCGUUGACGAGGACCCAAGUGGCAUGGAUCCGCAGCAUAACAAGGCUUCAGAGUCGGCACCUGAUCCAGCAGUGACUGCACCAUCACCUGUGCCCAUCAGGGACCGACUACUUGUUAUGCAAGCUACGCCACAGUCAUGGGCGAAGUUUUGUCGCAUGCUGCACCGACCCAACCUCGAGGCCGGGCCUAAGGCUCGAAAUCAAUCAUUGUUACCAUACGUAGAGUCUCUAACAGAUGACGAUCUGUUAUUCCCGCAGGAUCUUCCCUUGGGACAUUGCUCAGUGCUAUGUACAGCGACUCAGAGGGGCAGCGAUAUUUUCGUGACGCCACAGCUGCGCGAGAGUGGCUCAACCCAAAGUGCACCGCGUACCACCCUAUUGGAGGGUAUCCCGAGAAAGGUUCUCGUUUCCCAUAUUAUCGCCGCGAACGAGGCGCAUUCAGCGCCCACCCCCCAGCUUAACAUUCCUCUCUUGGAAGCUGUGUCUCCAUGGAAGCAGAACUCAAAUGCACCAAUGAUGGUGCGCCACUUAUGUGGCCACCGUUGGUGCAUGGCACCAAAACAUUAUGCAGUCGGCACAAAGAGGACAUACGAGGAACAACUUAGCUGCCACCGGGGCUUACACUCAGCUCAAAGUCUUAAGGACUAUGAGCUGGUAGCAAGAACCUACUGCCAGCAUACACCACGGUGCUGGGCGGUCCUCUACAAGGGGCGGUUCCGCAAUAAUGUUUGCUGGUCAUAA
Messenger RNA from Penicillium chermesinum, 825 nucleotides. RefSeq lists its product as uncharacterized. The transcript is spliced from 2 exons. Bases 1 to 825 code for a protein of 274 amino acids. Lineage: Eukaryota; Fungi; Ascomycota; Eurotiomycetes; Eurotiales; Aspergillaceae. The record is from RefSeq and is a predicted model, not a curated record.